AUGUCCAAAGUUCCUGCUAUUUAUCAAUUGGGUCAUUUACCAAUUAAAGACCAUGUCUUUUCACCAGAUCGUUCAAUCUUAGCUAUUACCAAGGGCAAUGAUGUCGAAGUUUAUCAAAUCUCACCAUCCAAUCUUUCAUCAAAGCCACAACUAGUUGCUGUAUUGAAGGAUCAUGAUAAAACUGUCACCUCAGUUGAUAUCUCACCAGAUGGAUCCAAGAUUUUAACAUGUUCUCAAGAUAGAAACGCAUUGGUCUGGGAAUACAACAACGGAGAAUACAAGCCAACAUUAGUUUUAUUAAGAAUCAAUCGUGCGGCUACCGUUUGUAGAUGGUCACCAGAUGGAUCUAAGUUUGCUGUUGGCUCAAGUGACAGAAUCAUUGCUGUUUGUUAUUACGAAGAAGAAAAUGAUUGGUGGGUUUCCAAACAUUUGAAGAAACCAUUGAAAUCAACAAUCACUACUAUCGAUUGGCAUCCAAAUGGUGUGUUGUUAGCUUGUGGAUCAACCGAUGGCCAUGUUAGAGUGUUUUCUGGUUAUAUUAAAGGUAUUGAUGCCAAACCUGACCCAUCUGUUUGGGGAACAAAAUUACCAUUCCAAACUUUGUGUGGUGAUUAUACUAAUGAAACCAACGCUUGGAUUCAUGGAGUUAAGUUCAGUCCAGAUGGUAAUGCAUUGGCUUAUGUUUCUCAUGAUUCUUCUGUUGGGUUUGUUUACCCUCAAGGUGAAGGUUUACCACCAAGAGCCAUUUUCAACGUGAAAACCGAUAAUUUGCCAUUCAAAAGUAUUGUUUGGUUGAACGAUCAACAAGUUUGUGCUGGUGGUUUUACUUGUAACUUGGUUGUUUUCCAAGGUGAUGAAAGUGGCUGGCGACAAGCUUACCAAGUAGAAGAACAAAAAGAUUUAACUAAAGAAGUUCCUCAUUCCCAACUUGGUGAAGGAGAUGAUGACGAUGAAGAGAUUUCGUCUCAUCAAGCAUUGAAUAUGUUUAAGCAAAUGGAUUUGAAAGGGAGAGUCAGCAAACCUAGUGCCGGAGGUAAACCUGUAAAGGCCUUGAGUACUAUUCACCAGAAUACCAUCAACAGUAUCAGAAACUUUGGUCAAGGUAAAGUAUCCACUUCAGGGAUUGACGGCAAAGUUGUCAUAUUCAAUGUAUAG
Messenger RNA from Candida dubliniensis CD36, 1155 nucleotides. It is a transcript of the gene ARC40, whose product is annotated as Arc40p. The transcript has a single exon. NCBI's taxonomy places the organism in Eukaryota, Fungi, Ascomycota, Pichiomycetes, Serinales, Debaryomycetaceae. Gene Ontology annotation, cellular component: actin cytoskeleton; Arp2/3 protein complex. The record is from RefSeq and is a predicted model, not a curated record. The coding region runs from base 1 to 1155 and encodes 384 amino acids. Gene Ontology annotation, molecular function: actin filament binding. Gene Ontology annotation, biological process: Arp2/3 complex-mediated actin nucleation.